Messenger RNA from Cokeromyces recurvatus, 954 nucleotides. Its product is annotated as cytosolic Fe-S cluster assembly factor NBP35. Gene Ontology annotation, biological process: iron-sulfur cluster assembly. Bases 1 to 954 code for a protein of 317 amino acids. The transcript is spliced from 4 exons. The record is from RefSeq and is a predicted model, not a curated record. Lineage: Eukaryota; Fungi; Mucoromycota; Mucoromycetes; Mucorales; Mucoraceae. Gene Ontology annotation, cellular component: cytosol. Gene Ontology annotation, molecular function: ATP-dependent FeS chaperone activity; ATP binding; 4 iron, 4 sulfur cluster binding.
AUGUCAGAUAUUAAUAAAGGACAGAUCCCUGACAAUGCCAAUGAACAUUGUCCUGGACCUGAAAGUGAGCAAGCUGGUAAAGCAGAUGCUUGUGCUGGUUGUCCAAAUCAAAGUAUCUGUGCCUCUGCACCUAAAGGACCUGAUCCAGAUAUUCCUGUCAUCACUGAAAGACUUUCUGGAGUUAAACAUAAGAUUUUAGUCUUAUCAGGUAAAGGAGGAGUUGGUAAAUCAAGCUUUACAAGUCAACUUGCAUUUGCACUUUCAGGCGAUGAAGAUUGUCAAGUAGGUGUAAUGGAUGUCGAUAUUUGCGGCCCUUCUAUUCCUACAAUUAUGGGAGUUGUAGACGAACAAAUACAUCAUAGUAAUAGUGGAUGGCAACCUGUAUAUGUUCAGGAUAAUCUGAGUGUGAUGUCUAUUGGAUUUAUGUUACCUGAUAAAGAUGAUGCAGUCAUCUGGAGAGGACCCAAGAAGAAUGGCUUAAUUAAACAGUUUUUGAGAGAUGUUGAUUGGGGGGAAUUAGACUAUCUUCUUGUUGAUACACCACCUGGUACAUCAGAUGAACAUUUGUCAUUGGCAUCCUUUUUAAAACAAAGUGGUAUUGAUGGAGCAGUUGUCAUCACGACUCCUCAAGAGGUCGCCCUUCAGGAUGUUCGAAAGGAGAUUGAUUUUUGUCGUAAAGCAAAAAUCCCUGUCUUGGGAUUGGUAGAGAAUAUGUCGGGAUUUGUAUGUCCUAACUGUCAUGGUGAAUCUGUCAUUUUCCCUCCAACCACAGGUGGUGCUGAAUCAUUAGCAAAGGAAUUUAAUAUCCCUUUGUUAGGUAAAAUUCCUUUGGAUCCUCGAGUCGCCAAAAGUUGUGAUAUGGGAUUAUCAUUUUUAGAUGAACAUCCUGAUUCACCUGCAUGUGCUGCUUAUGAAGACAUCAUUGAUAAAUUAAGAGAUAUUGUAGAAAAUUAA